Molecule: messenger RNA, 459 nt
Organism: Rotaria sp. Silwood2
Lineage: Eukaryota; Metazoa; Rotifera; Eurotatoria; Philodinida; Philodinidae
Source: the annotation of a GenBank genome assembly
AUGAAACCAUGCAUUGUUAUCGUUGGUCUUGAUGAAAUAUUUCUCGAUGAAAUAGUUCAAGGUCUAACUGGUGAAAAUAAAAUCAUUGAUAAUAAUCUAAUUGCAUGGACGAUUGAUACAAAAUAUUAUACAGCUGAUGUUCAUUUAUGUCCAGUAAAUACUAAAAUACUUGUUGAAGAAUCUGUUGCUAAUUUAGCUCAAGUUCUUAUAUUACUUAUUGAUCCUUCACAAAUCAAUAGUCGUACAAAACUUGAUAGUUGGUUACCAUUUUUAAGUGUUCUUAAUGAAUGUGAAACAAAAUUACUUGUUACUCGAAAUAUAGAUGCUUUAUCGAAUACAAUUUCAAGAAUGGAUGUAAAACAAUGGUGUACAGAACAUGAAUAUGAAUUGCUUGAACUUGAAAAAACUACAGCAUCAGAAACAGAUGAUGAAGACGAUGAAAAUAACCAUCGUAAGUAG